ACUCCUCCCUCUCCUCCCGGUUUUCUCACCUCCUCCCGCCCCACCCCCCCUCCUCUCUAUGCUCAGCUCGGUGUGCGUGUCGUCGUUCCGAGGGCGCAAGGCGGGCAACCAGUCGUCCAACAAGGCAUGCGGGAGCGCCGACAUGCCGUGCCCGGCGGACAGCGAGCGCAUCGUGAUCAACUGCGGCGGCGUGCGCCACGAGACCUACCGCAGCACGCUGCGCACGCUGCCCGGCACGCGCCUCGCGUGGCUCACCGAGCCCGACGCGUCCAGCAACUUCGACUACGAUGCGACGGCCGACGAGUUCUUCUUCGACCGGCACCCAGCCGUGUUCUCCUUCGUGCUCAACUACUACCGCACCGGUAAGCUGCACUGCCCGGGCGACGUGUGCGGCCCGCUCUUCGAGGAGGAGCUCGCCUUCUGGGGCAUCGACGAGACAGAUGUGGAGGCGUGCUGCUGGAUGAACUACCGGCAGCACCGCGACGCCGAGGAGGCGCUCGACAGCUUCGAGACACCCGAACCGGACCCGCCGGAUGACGACGCCGCCGCGAUCGCAGGAGGAGCGGACGGAGACCUGCGGCGACUCUGCCUGCACGAGGACGGGCGCAGAGUGGGCUGGUGGCGCGUGUGGCGACCCAAAAUCUGGGCGCUUUUCGAAGACCCUUAUUCAUCCAAAUACGCCCGGUAUGUGGCGUUCGGCUCGCUGUUCUUCAUCCUCAUCUCCAUCUCAACUUUCUGCAUGGAGACGCACGAGGCGUUCAACACCUUCCAGAACCGGACGAGUCAAGUGACAGUGGGCAACAAGACACACGAGGAGAUCACCUUCGAGCCGGUGACGGACAGCUGGCUUAUGUACGUCGAGGGCGUGUGCGUGAUCUGGUUCACCUUUGAAGUGUUUACACGUGUCAUAUUUUGCCCGGACAAGGCUGAAUUCUUCAAGAGUGCGCUGAACAUUAUUGACUUUGUGGCCGUCCUGCCGUUCUACUUAGAGGUUGGAUUGAGCGGCCUCUCAUCCCAAGCAGCCAAGGACGUGCUGGGCUUUCUGCGUGUGGUCCGAUUUGUCCGUAUCCUGAGGAUCUUCAAGCUCACGCGCCAUUUCGUUGGGCUUCGUGUGCUGGGUCAUACGCUUCGCGCUAGCACCAAUGAAUUUCUCCUGCUCAUCAUCUUCCUCGCUCUUGGAGUGCUCAUAUUCGCCACCAUGAUCUAUUACGCCGAGCGCAUCGGCGCCCGUCCUGAUGACCCCACAGGCAAUAACCACACCAAGUUCAAGAACAUCCCCAUUGGUUUCUGGUGGGCCGUGGUCACUAUGACGACACUGGGGUACGGUGAUAUGUACCCUGAGACGUGGUCAGGGAUGUUGGUCGGCGCUCUGUGUGCUCUGGCUGGUGUGCUCACCAUUGCCAUGCCUGUGCCCGUUAUCGUCAAUAACUUUGGCAUGUACUAUUCACUGGCCAUGGCCAAGCAGAAGCUGCCCAAGAAGAAGAAUAAACACAUCCCACGAGCCCCGCAGCCUGGCUCGCCCAACUACUGCAAGCCUGACGCCCUGGCUAUGGCCACUGCCUCGCCUCAGAGGAUCCUGGGUAACGUGCUGGGCGAAGUCAUGGGCUCAGGCGGCCUCACUGGAGACUGUCCUCUAGCUCAGGAGGAGAUCAUAGAAAUAAACAGAGACUCGAAGCAGAACGGUGACGCGGCGAGCGCGGCGUUAGCGAACGAGGACUGUCCCACCAUUGACCAGGUGCUGAGUCCGGAUGAGCGCAGUCCGCUGGGGCGAACACGCGAGCGCUACCAGCAGGACCGAGCCUGCUUCCUGCUCAACACGCGCGACUUCAGGCCCGCAGAAUCCAACGUCCGGAAAGGUUGUGUCAUAUCACGCGUUUUCACGGGCUACGAGAAAUCUCGCAGCUUGAACAACAUAUCGGGAAUGGCAGGGUCAUCGCUGCGUUUGACCCCGAUCACCGGCGCGCCAUAUGAUCCCUACGAGGCCCCGGGACCCCUGCGCCGCUGCCGCUCACCCAUCCCUUCCAUAUUGUAG
Messenger RNA from Neoarius graeffei (lesser salmon catfish), 2032 nucleotides. RefSeq names its product potassium voltage-gated channel, Shaw-related subfamily, member 3b (gene kcnc3b). The record is from RefSeq and is a predicted model, not a curated record. Gene Ontology annotation, cellular component: neuronal cell body membrane; voltage-gated potassium channel complex; dendrite membrane. The coding region runs from base 59 to 2032 and encodes 657 amino acids. NCBI's taxonomy places the organism in Eukaryota, Metazoa, Chordata, Actinopteri, Siluriformes, Ariidae. Gene Ontology annotation, molecular function: protein binding; delayed rectifier potassium channel activity. The transcript is spliced from 5 exons. Gene Ontology annotation, biological process: potassium ion transmembrane transport; protein homooligomerization.